Molecule: messenger RNA, 3381 nt
Organism: Gadus macrocephalus (Pacific cod)
Lineage: Eukaryota; Metazoa; Chordata; Actinopteri; Gadiformes; Gadidae
Gene: nrip2
Product: nuclear receptor interacting protein 2
Exons: 6
Coding region: 958-1650 (230 amino acids)
Source: RefSeq, a predicted model, not a curated record
AGAACAGCCGUCUCACUCACCCCAGCUUCCAACGUAGCCCCCAAGUUCCUUUCCAAGACGUAUUCCUUGUCCUUACCCAAACGUCUCUCUCUGUUUCUCUCUCAGUCCCUCUGUCUGUCUCUCUCUCGGUCGGUCCCUCUGUCUGUCUCUCUCUCUGUCCCUCUGUCUGUCUCCCUCUCGGUCCCUCUCUCUGUCUCCCUCUCGGUCCCUCUCUCUGUCUCCCUCUCGGUCCCUCUCUCUGUCUCCCUCUCGGUCCCUCUCUCUGUCCCCCUCUCUGUCCCUCUGUCUGUCUCCCUCUCUGUCCCUCUGUCUGUCUCCCUCUCGGUCCCUCUCUCUGUCUCCCUCUCUGUCCCUCUGUCUGUCUCUCUCUGUCUCUCUCUCGGCCCCUCUGUCUGUCUCCCUCUCUGUCCCUCUCUCCGUCUCCCUCUCUGUCCCUCUCUCAUUGUUGUGCAGCCAUCAGUCCAGCUUCCUCUUUAUCUGCUUCCUCCUUUGCUCAGACCAUACAGCCGACCCGCUGUGCAGAUGCAGUCAAUAUCACAAAAUAUCACACAGGUCCAAAAGAGAGAGACGGCCUAAUCGGCUUUCACAAACAUCACACAAUGAUUUAUAAUUGAGUCAUUUCAGACCUCAAUCGAUACUAUAAAACACGUCACCGAAUCCUAAAGAAGCAAACUGAGUUUCUGUUGAAUUCGUUUUUGCUGAAUCAAAUCGACUUGUUUGGCCAACUCAGACACCAUUUGUCAAGUGACUUUGUUCUAACUACUUAUUCGACAUAUUUUGUGGAGUUUUAUUGUCUACAACCUUCAACGAACCCCACACUACAACAAAAAGGGGAAAGGACCAAACGCUGUAGUUUGGUGCUUCUAUUGUGCGGCGAGCAAACUGAGUUGUGUUGAGUCCGCCUCUCUGCUGUGUGUGUUCUGGCAGCAGCCCCACAGCAUCGUCCAGAGGCGGCUGAUGGAGGGGAACGUCCCGCGGCUGCGGCGGGAGGCGCACGACGCCAGCGCCCUGACCCGCUCGCCGCUCGCCGACCACAAGGACGGCGGCGGCGGGGGGGGCGGAGUCGGCGGAGUCGACUGCGGCGAGGAGCAGCGGAGCGAGAGCACGGCCGACGACUCCGCGGAGGAGCGGGAGUCCCCCGAGGAGAGCGAGCGCAGCCUGCGGACCGACGAAGAGGAGGAGGAGGAGACGGAGGAGGAGGACGGCGAGGCGGCCGCCAAGCGGGCGCCGGACCCCGCCAAGACGGGGGAAGGGACGGCGAGCCCACCGCCGCCGCUCGCCGCCCUGGUCGUGCAGUGCAAGUGCUGCGAGGGCGACGUCAGAGCCUCCAUCGACACUGGUUGCCAACACAACCACAUCUCCAGCUUCUGCUGCCGGAGACUGGGCUUGGUUCCUGAACAGGGCAGUGCCGGCCCCACAGUGAGGGGGCUUCGACUGCAGCUGGGGACACAGAGGGUCCACUGCUCUGCGUACGUCAAAGAUGAUGAGGUGUCUGAGCUGUGCCUGGGUCUUCAGACGCUGCUGGAACUCAAAUGCUGCGUGGACCUAAGUGGGCGGGUCCUCCGGCUGCAGGGGUCCGGUGAAGAGCUGCCCUUCCAAGUGCCAGUGGCUAUUAGCCAGUGCCGUCAUGACACCAACAAGAACCUGUGAGGAGGUCUGCUCUGUAGGGCGUGGCUCAGCCCUCAUCGUCUGCGAAGCCGGCUUCUGAUUGGCUGAUCGGCCGUGGCCGUGGCCGGGGAGGGGAUUUGUUGCCUGGACUGUCCAAUCACAUCGUCUCACACUGCCAGAUCCUGGAUAAGCCCCUCCCAUGCCUCACUAUACUCACAAUUGGUUCUUUGACUUUACAUCGGUUGUAAUUGUUAAUUGUAGAAUUUGUAGAAUUUGCCGAUGUUCACCGGGAUCAUCUUCGGGGUCGUUACAGUCUUCAUGAUUAUUAUCGUCAUGGUUACCUAUUAAAUAAGUCAAAUUCUACCGGCUCGUCCCCCGACUAUAUGGACAAUCAGAAGAUCGUUUUUCAUGAUUAGCUGUUUCGUUUAGCCGUCGUUCUUGAUCUGGUGCGUUCGUGCUGGUGAUUCAUCCGCGAUUUUGUUGUUUGAUAUAAAAUGAUUUUCACUUCAUGCCACCUUAUUCCAAGACGGGGCAAGACAAUUUAUCGGUAGAAGUUAGGAAGAGAUGUGAACAAUAGGCUUAAGACAUUUUCCCAUUAAUCCAGGUGAAGCACCUCUAUCUCUCUCACUCUGUCUCUACCUCUAUGAUUCUCUCUAUCUCGUCCCUCUUUCUCUAGACCUCUCCCUCUCUGACCUAUAUUUAAUUGAAUUUCCAAAUGUGUAGCAAAUGGCAUAGAGUCACACAAUGGCCUGGAUUAAGAAGUUACUCAUAAAAAGUAUUCAGCCGGACUCUACGGGCGAGGAUUACCAGAACAUUCCAUCUGCAUGACUUUGUAAAGUUUCUGCUUUUGUACGAGUCUGCAUGUUUGUGUGUGUCUGUUUGACGUAGGGAGUGGGGAUGACUGUGGCGUGCGUGUUUGUUGCCGUUAAAAGCGAGGGCUUUUUAUACAUGGCUUGUGUUUCACGUGGGAAACGGCAGCGGGGAGGGGGGGUGGGGGGCAAAUACGUUCUCCAGAAAACUCCGGUCAAAACAAGCUGCCAAACAUUCGACCCCAGCUGCCUUUCUUCACGUGGGCCAAAAGACCCGUUCUAAGCCACGGUCAGAUUUAGUAUUCGGUCCAACAAUCUUUUUCUUAGGCAUUUUCUUGGCUAAACACACUAUUGCAUUUUCAUAGCUUCUGUUUUGGGGGACAUGAUUUAUUACUGUGUUUCUCUCAUUUUAUAUCCUCAAAUUUUUAUGUCCUUUGUGUGAUCACAUGACUAUGAUUUUGCUCCUUCCUUAUUGGCUGUCGGCAACCGAUCAGAAGCCCGGUCUAGUUCACGUAAUAAACCACAAACAACAAACGCAAAAACCUAAUGCUCGACAACAGGAGCUACUUCAAUAUACCUUACUGUGCCACCGUCAGGCUCGUCUGAUAACAUCAAAAAGUGUGUCGAGUACAUCUGGGGAAAGCAUAGUUAUGGGGUUUGAACAAGGAGUGCCUCCAAACACGCACACGCACACCAGACGCCUUCGCGUUCCGCUUCAACAACACCCAGGCGCGGUUGUGCGCUUGCUUUGUGCUGGAGUGAUCCUUUUAGUAGUUUUACGCUUAGUUUGUACACAGGUGUGUCUUACUGAUCAGUUCUCAGUUCCUUGUCGCUGUGCUUUAGUUAACUAUGACGGGGUGGGGUGGGGGAAAUGAACUGUGGAAAAUAUUUUUUAUUUUUGGUGUCAUCUCUCUUCUGGAACAGUAUUUUCUCUGCCUAUUAAAGAAAACAUGUAUUCUGUCUA